Molecule: messenger RNA, 2251 nt
Organism: Alnus glutinosa
Lineage: Eukaryota; Viridiplantae; Streptophyta; Magnoliopsida; Fagales; Betulaceae
Product: protein PNS1
Exons: 5
Coding region: 196-1902 (568 amino acids)
Biological process (GO): transmembrane transport
Cellular component (GO): membrane
Molecular function (GO): transmembrane transporter activity
Source: RefSeq, a predicted model, not a curated record
GUUUGUGUUUCAUCCAUCAAUGGCGUCACACGUGUUCUGAUACUCUGAGGUAAGGUGUGAAAGUUGAGUUAAAAAAACAGCAUAUCAAAUAGGAAAGAUUAUCUCUGAACAAGGAGGAAAAACAGCAACAGCAUCCACCACGGUCCACAGAACAUAACGUUUCAGACACCACCACCUCAGCCGCAGCCGCCAUUGAUGGGUGCUACAGAGCCUGCGGAGGAGAAAGAGAGUGAUGGGGGUGAAGAGAGAGUUGAGAAUGAGAAGAAAGAAGAGGAGGAAGCGAAGGAUGUGGAGAAAGGUGAGGUGGGUUUUCAAGAGCAGGUGAUUGGGAGCGAUGGCCAUGGAGAUUUUCAUGUUUCAAGGAUGCAGAGGCUGAAUCCCUCAAACCCUUUGAGGCUUGUCAUUAACAGUGCCACUAGAGUUGGAACUCCCUCUCCUCCUCAGCCUGUUCGUCCUGCUCGUCCUGCUCGUCCUUCUCAGCCUGCUCAUCCUGCUCAUCCUGCUCAUCCUGCUCCUGUUCAUCGUGCUCAGCCUCGCUCUACACCAACACAAACACCAACCCCACAACAGUCGUCGCUGACGACACUGAAUUCAAGAGCAUACACCAAUAGAAUAUCUAUGGUUGUGUUCCUUCUGCACACGGUUGUGGCUGUUGCGCUAGUUUGUUUUCUUAUAUUCAAGGGAAUUCAAGGGUUGAUUGGAGGAGCAUCAACAUCUGUCCAAAGAAAAGAGAAAAAUGUUUUAACGCAUUAUCUGCCGCAAGUUGAAGCUGCAUCUCUUUUAAGCAUUACUCUUGCAUUUACAUGGCAAAAGGCUCUCAGGGAAUGGCCAACAAUCAUGAUUCAUUUUAUACUAUGGAGCUCUUUUCUCAUGACGCUAUCUGCCGGAAUUCUCCUUAUUUGCUUCCAAAAGCCUCCCACCGAUGGUGUCGGAGUCUGUUUUAUUGCCUUCGCAAUAGGCAUUGGAUUAUACGCUUGUUGGGUCACACGGCGAAUCGGGUUUUGCUGUAAGGUCUUGAUGAAGUCGCUUGAACCCGUUUCAAAGUUCCCUGAUUUGAAUCAACCUAUUUAUUGGAUGCUUGGGGUUGGAUUCUUGUGGAUGUCCCUGUGGAUUUUAGCUGUGGUUGGAGCCUUGAAUUUUUACUUUCCCCCAUUGAUCUUAAUUGCAUUGGUUUUGAGCUUGGCUUGGACUGCUGAAGUAAUGAGAAACAUUGCUAAUUUAACUGUAAGUAGGGUCAUUGCUCUGUAUUAUCUCAGGGGAAUGCAAUGUAAUACUCAGUACUGCUUCCAAAGAGCCUUGACUCGGAAUCUUGGAAGUGCUUGUCUAGGCUCCGUCUUUGUGCCAUCAAUUGAGGCCCUGAGAAUUGUUGCUCGGGGUUUAAAUUUGCUCGAGGGAGAAGAUGAGUUCAUGUUUUCUUGUGCACAUUGCUGUCUCAGAGUCAUGGAGUCCAUCUUCAGAUAUGGAAAUGGCUGGGCCUUUGUGCAGAUAUCAUCAUAUGGAAAAGGUUUCGUGAAGGCCUCACAAGACACUUGGGAGCUCUUUGAGAGGCAAGAAAUGGAACCUAUUGUUGACUCUGACAUAACCAGCUCAAUUUGCUUCCUGACGGGAGUCUGUAGCGGCUCUAUCUGUGUCAUAGUUGUGGCUGCUUGGACAGCCAGAGUGCACCAAAGUUUCACAGCCACCAUUUCUCUCCUUGCUUUCUUCAUUGGAUACCUCAUGACCAGGAUUGCCAUGGCAGUACCGUACGCCUGUGUGAGUUGUUAUUACGUUUGCUACGCGGAGAAUCCCGAGAACAGGCUGUUCGAUAAUUUGAUAAAAGAUCGUCUCAACAUGUUUAAGUCCGGCCGCGAUGUGGUUGUGCCUACACCCCGAGUCCCCCGCCAGUUUGCAGCAACAACGUAGCCCGGGCUCAGCUUAAGGUAUGCAAAUUAUGUGGGCAUCAUUUUGGUCAUGCUAUCAAGAUGUACCAUACUUUGAUUACCCUCAACUGGGGUUGAGACUUGAAACCAACCCAACUGAACUCAAGCUAAAUGAUACACAAUGGUUGAGGUGGUGGUGGCCAUGACAAUGAUUUGAAUGCGAAAGUUCAACCAUUAUUGGAUGUUUUGGUAUUGGAAGGAAAGUGGAGAGCCCACCUGAGAUUCCAAUGAACAGGCAGGCUACAAAACAAAGUGCCUUUUGGUCAUGUCUUUGUAUAUGCAUAUACUUUUUGGAUAUUCCAAUGCAAAAUAGUCCCAUCAUUAUUUUAUUA